UAGUUGCUGCUGGAGCUGGCGAGGAGAGCGGGGAGCGCCAUGGCGAUGAUUUUGGGCUAUUGGGAUAUUCGAGGGCUCGCCCAUGCCAUCCGGCUACUCCUGGAGUACACAGAAACAUCUUAUGAAGAUAAAUUUUACAGCUGUGGAGAUGCACCUGACUAUGAUAAGAGCCAGUGGACCAAAGAAAAGGAAAAGCUGGGCCUGGACUUCCCUAAUCUCCCCUAUCUAAUUGAUGGCAAGACCAAGCUCACACAGAGUAAUGCCAUCCUCCGGUACAUCGCACGCAAGCAUAAGAUGUGUGGAGAAACCGAGGAAGAGAUGUACAGAGUGGACAUGCUGGAGAACCAGGCGAUGGAUUUCCGCAUGAGCCUCGUGAUGGUCCUGUACAGUCCUGAUUUUGAGAAAGUGAAGCCUGGGUAUUUGGAGCAACUUCCAGGAAAGCUGAAGCAGUUCUCCCAGUUCCUGGGAGACAGAAAAUGGUUUGCUGGGGAGAAGAUCACAUUUGUUGACUUCCUCAUGUAUGAUGUCCUCGACCAAAACCGCAUGUUUGAACCCAAGUGCCUGGAUCAGUUCAAGAAUCUUCAGGAUUUUCUCACCCGUUUUGAGGCCCUGGAGAAGAUUGCUGCCUAUAUGCGCUCCAGCCGCUUCAUGAAGACUCCUAUAACCAACAAGAUGGGCAAGUGGUGCAACAAGAAAGAGUAAUGUGUGGAGGAACAGCUCUUUAGUGUUGCUGAAAUGCCAAUUCUCCUUAGCUGGAAUUGGAUGAGUAGACAGAUGGCAACAUUCUAGUGUCGCUGCUCUUCC
This is a messenger RNA of Euleptes europaea (tarantolino), 804 nucleotides long. Its product is annotated as glutathione S-transferase Mu 1-like. Gene Ontology annotation, biological process: glutathione metabolic process. NCBI's taxonomy places the organism in Eukaryota, Metazoa, Chordata, Lepidosauria, Squamata, Sphaerodactylidae. Gene Ontology annotation, molecular function: glutathione transferase activity. The transcript is spliced from 8 exons. The coding region runs from base 40 to 702 and encodes 220 amino acids. The record is from RefSeq and is a predicted model, not a curated record.